UCCCGCAGUGGAAAUUUGUGUGGAGAAAUUUAGCUUCACUUCAGCCUUCUCUGGCAUCCCCCGCAAGGCUACAUCAUACAUUUGACCUCAAAAGUCCGAAAUCAGCCAGGGAAAAUAUUGCUCCUUACCCUACCGACAGGUCGAAACCCAGGCCGCAAUGGUGCUUCUAACUACUACUCCUCGCAUUCUUGCAGCCAUCUCCACUCUAUCCCACACCGAGCGUUCAUCUCUAAAUGCGCUACCUUCGGAUCCUGGCGCACCGAUUGAGCAUUCAACCCUCAUUAGUCUCUCGAAACUCGCCCGAGAGACCAGUUUGAACAGCCUUCUACGUGGAACGCAUAUCUACAGACCUCCUCCACCUCCCAAACCGGAACCAUCGCCGGGAUAUGUCGCUCUCAUGGCAAGAUUGCGGAGGGAAGAGGAACAGCGAGAGUAUGCCAACUUGGUGUCUAAACGAGGUCUCGAGAUUGGCUUGGAUGAGGAGAAAGACGACAUAAGCCCUCAGCUGGUCUUCAAUAUCUUGUUGAGCAUCGUCAUGUGUGCGGGUGCUAUAUUCUAUUUGACCAGAUGGUGGCACAGUGACGGACUACGAGUCUUGUUAUCAUUGUCUACGGGAGUUGUGGUCGGGGUCGCAGAGGUGACAGUGUACGCAGGAUAUCUGAGGAAAGUCAAGCUGAGUAAAGAAAAAGAGGUGACCAAACGAGAAAAGAAGCAAUUUAUCGGCGAGUAUAAAGGAGAGGUGAUGGACACGACGUCAGCAGCGACAACCAUUGAGAAGCAGGAAAUAUGGGGGCGGGGCGUCAACGGAGGCAUAAGAAGGCGAGUAAGAGACAAGUGGGAGAAGGGAAAUGAGACGAACUGAGUAGAACA
Messenger RNA from Exophiala viscosa, 870 nucleotides. Its product is annotated as endoplasmic reticulum-based factor for assembly of V-ATPase-domain-containing protein. The transcript has a single exon. The record is from RefSeq and is a predicted model, not a curated record. Gene Ontology annotation, biological process: vacuolar proton-transporting V-type ATPase complex assembly. The coding region runs from base 158 to 862 and encodes 234 amino acids. NCBI's taxonomy places the organism in Eukaryota, Fungi, Ascomycota, Eurotiomycetes, Chaetothyriales, Herpotrichiellaceae. Gene Ontology annotation, cellular component: endomembrane system.